This is a messenger RNA of Brettanomyces bruxellensis, 525 nucleotides long. RefSeq lists its product as uncharacterized. The transcript is spliced from 2 exons. Gene Ontology annotation, cellular component: cytosol; nucleus. Lineage: Eukaryota; Fungi; Ascomycota; Pichiomycetes; Pichiales; Pichiaceae. Gene Ontology annotation, biological process: protein folding; chaperone-mediated protein complex assembly. The record is from RefSeq and is a predicted model, not a curated record. Gene Ontology annotation, molecular function: protein-folding chaperone binding; Hsp90 protein binding. Bases 1 to 525 code for a protein of 174 amino acids.
AUGACAGCAGUUCCUCCAGAAGUUUUAUGGGCUCAAAGAUCCAACGCUAAAGUUGAUAGCAAAAACAUAAUAUUCUUGAAGGUGAGAUUGGUGGAUCCUACGGAUCUAAAAAUUGAUCUUAAGGCUACAUCAUUGGACAUUACAGCUAAAUCUGAUGGCCAAGAUUACAGCCUUCACAUUGACUUUUAUGCAGAAAUUAAUGAAGAGGAGUCACAUUAUCAUGUGGCUGGUUCGCACAUUGCUUUCGUUUUAAGAAAAAAGGAAAAGAAAAGUGAGUACUGGCCAAGACUUACAAAAGAGAAGGCCAAGUAUCAUUACAUUAGGACUGAUUUCGAGAAAUGGGUGGACGAAGAUGAGCAAGAAUCCAAGCCAGAAGCAGGCGAUUUUGACCCAAGUACUAUGGACUUAGCUUCCUUGGCCAAGCAAUAUGGUGGAAAAGGUGACCCAUCAAAGGGAAGUACAGGGCCAUCUGAAUAUGGUGAUUUAAGUGAACUUGCACACAGUGCUGCUGCAAAGAAAGAAUGA